GUCCGUGAGCCACCUCGGCCACACCUGCCCUUUAACCCAGCAGCUCUGGCAGCCUCUGGUCUGGAGGCCAGAGGCCGAGUUGCUGUUAUUCACAGCNUACUGAAGAUCUAGACAGAAGAGCCAGCUGGAGUGGUGGCCAGCUAUAAAGAUCAAAAGGGAGCCGAGCUAUAAUGGGGUUUUAAUCACAGCUCUACCCCUGGGUGGUGCUGGGCAAGUCUCUGACCCCUGAAAACCUGCUCUAUCUAUUGCUUUGUCUGCCGAAGACUUGGCAAGCUGAGAUCUGCUUCCGGUUGGCUCAGCCUCAUAACUCAGAGCAGAGUGUCACUUUAGAUAGAAAUGUCAUCAAGAGCUUGGGAAGAAAGGGCCUCCCUAUCCAGUAUGGACAGGAAGGUUGCAGUCCAUGAAGAUGGCUAUCCUGUGGUCUCUUGGGUCCCUGAGGAAGGAGAGAUGAUGGACCAGAAAGGCAAGGACCAGGUGAAGGAUCGAGGCCAAUGGACCAACAAGAUGGAGUUUGUGCUGUCAGUGGCUGGGGAGAUCAUUGGCUUAGGCAACGUCUGGAGGUUUCCCUAUCUCUGCUACAAGAAUGGAGGUGGAGCUUUCUUCAUCCCCUACUUCAUCUUCUUCUUCAGUUGUGGCAUCCCGGUGUUCUUCCUGGAGGUGGCACUGGGCCAGUAUAGCAGCCAGGGGAGUGUGACUGCUUGGAGGAAGAUCUGUCCCCUCCUCCAAGGCAUUGGCAUGGCCUCUGUGGUCAUUGAGUCUUAUUUGAACAUCUACUACAUUAUCAUCCUUGCCUGGGCUCUCUUCUACCUGUUCAGCUCCUUCACCUGGGAACUUCCCUGGACAACCUGCACCAACUCGUGGAACACAGAGCACUGCGUGGACUUUCUGAAUCACUCAUCGGCCAGAGGAGUGAGCUCUUCUGAGAACUUUACCUCACCUGUCAUGGAAUUCUGGGAGUAGGUUCUGGGCCUGAUCUGUUCUGCCUGGGGACGGGCAGAGGCAGGGCAGGAUGACCACUGGAGACUCCCUGGCUCCCCGCUGCCUCUGCGUACCCGUGUCAGAAGUGAUUUUUGCCUGCUUGCCUUCCAGGUUGUUUACUUCACAGCCACUUUUCCCUACCUGAUGCUGAUUAUUCUCCUGAUCCGGGGUGUNACCCUUCCUGGAGCCUACCAGGGCAUCGUCUUCUACCUGAAGCCAGACUUGCUCCGCCUCAAGGACCCCCAGGUGUGGAUGGAUGCGGGCACCCAGAUCUUCUUCUCCUUUGCCAUCUGCCAGGGGUGCCUGACAGCCCUGGGCAGCUACAACAAGUACCACAACAACUGCUACAGGGACUCCAUCGCCCUCUGCUUCCUGAACAGCGCUACCAGCUUCGUGGCUGGGUUUGUUGUCUUCUCCAUCCUGGGCUUCAUGUCUCAGGAGCAGGGAAUACCCAUUUCNGAAGUGGCUGAGUCAGGUCCUGGGCUGGCCUUCAUUGCCUUCCCCAAAGCUGUCACCAUGAUGCCUUUGUCCCAGCUGUGGUCCUGCCUCUUCUUCAUCAUGCUCCUGUUCCUAGGGUUGGACAGCCAGACAGGGCAGCAGAAGUUGUUUCAGCAGCCUGUGGGAAGUAGCUUUUGCCAGCACGGCUGCUGCUCCUCUGUGACUGGGAGGCUGGGCUGCACUCUUCCACUGUGUGGUGUGUGUUACCCUUUCUAUCACAGCUGGGCCUGGGGGAGGAGUGGGAGUCUUCCCCAAGGCCAAGAAGCCUUCACUUCUGGCUCUCACCUUUUCUCUCACUCUGCUGGCUCAGGGGCUGACCGUUUCUAUGACAACGUGGAGGACAUGAUUGGCUAUCGGCCAUGGCCCUUGGUGAAGAUCUCCUGGCUCUUNCUGACUCCUGGCCUUUGCCUGCGCCUUCGAAGACUCAUCACACCAGACCCCAGUCUGCCCCAGCCAGGGCGGCGCCCACCACAGGAUGGCUCCUCUGCUCAAAACUGUUCAUCCUCUCCAGCCAAACAAGAACUCAUUGCCUGGGAGAAGGAGACUCAUUUGUAGGAAGUGCCAGAGGCCAGGUGACUCCAGAGCCAGGAACCUGGUCAAGGCUAGCUCCUCCCAGGGGUAACCUCUGCUCCACCCUGCUGUGACCUCUCAGGACACCCCUGCCAGUCUUCUGGGAGCCACUCUUCUGUUCAGCUGGAACAGCUUGUCACCUCUCAGUCCUUUCCAAGUGAUCUCUAGGAAGCUGAGUCUGC
Messenger RNA from Mus caroli (Ryukyu mouse), 2228 nucleotides. NCBI's taxonomy places the organism in Eukaryota, Metazoa, Chordata, Mammalia, Rodentia, Muridae. The record is from RefSeq and is a predicted model, not a curated record.